UGUCAGCUGUAAGCAUGGUGGUGUGAGCGUGUGAAUCAUUUUGUGUGUUUGGUUUGCUAAUUUUCAGACUUCUGUGACCACCUUUGGAACCAAUUGAAAAAAGAUGAUUGAGCUGGGCCUCCCUGACGGCAGCCUGAUCGACGAGCUGAUGGAGCUGACGGCACAGAGCCUCAGUCAGCUUGAGAUCCAGGAACAUUUCAACAUCAUCAAGGAGAUCGGCCGAGGGAAAUACGGCAAAGUGCUGCUUGUGACGCAUCGCUUCCGGGGGACUCCCAUGGCCUUGAAAGUGAUGCCCAAAGCCUCGACUAAGCUGCAGGGCUUUCUGCGAGAGUACUGCAUCUCCUUACACCUGUCCUGCCACCCCUGCAUCGUGGGUCUCUUUGGCAUUGCCUUCCAGUCUGAUGAGCACUACUGCUUUGCCCAGGAGCUUGUGAUCGGCAGGGACCUGUUUGCUGUCAUCCAGCCAAAGGUGGGUAUCCCCGAAUCUUCAGUAAAACGUUGUGUCCUCCAGAUCGCCAGUGCACUGGAGUUUAUCCACAGCCAUGGUCUGGUCCAUCGUGAUGUCAAGCCUGAAAACAUCCUCCUGUUGGACAAUCACUGCUGCCAAGUGAAGCUGGCAGACUUUGGCCUGGCCCAGAAGAGAGGCACUCUGAUACGCUUCAUCACAGGAACCCUGCCUUACAUGGCCCCCGAGCUUUGUACCGUGGCCCUGAUGGAGGGUCAGAAAGAAGUGACCGCUCCUCCGCUUAGUGUGGAACCCAGCCUGGACACCUGGGCCUUCGGGGUGGUUAUCUUCUGCAUCCUUACGGGUUACUUUCCCUGGGAGCGCUGCAUGGAGUCAGACGACUUCUACCAAGAGUUUGCAGACUGGUGCAGAAUGGAGGAGAAACCCAACACAGAGGAGGACAUUCCUCCUCUGUGGAGAAGGUUCACUCCAGAGGCCAUGGAGAUGUUCAGUAAGCUCCUGGAUCUGGAUGUAGAAAAGAGGUGUACAGUGGGGGAGGUGAGAGCGUAUGUGGACAAGGACUGGCUUAAGAAGGUACAUGGGACCGGGCAGCAGCAGACAGCAGAAAAGGAAAAAGUCAGCACCUUUAGGAAUAAUCCUGGACAUGGCAAGGUGGUGCAGCCUAAUACUUAGUAACAGACUGCAUUUGUAUAAUCUAUAGCUUCUAUCUGCCCAGACAGCAUGUCAAAUAUACAGUCAUAGGUGCCUGGCAUCAGGCAUGUGAUUUGCAGUGAUGAAUGAUGAAGACCAUUUGACAGCAACAUAAAGUUCACAGAUGCUGCAGUUUCUGUGAUAGAAGAAAUACUCUGGUCCUUUAUUUAAAGGAGCAGUGGGAAGAAUUUAGUGCCAUUUAGUGGCAGCGUUGGGGUCAUCACUUUAAAGGAUAAUGUAUUACUCAUUACUUUAAAAAAAUGAAUGCUUUACUGUACUUAUAUACUCCCUGCGGAAAUCACUUACAUCACUUUUUUGUUACUCUGCAUCAUCACCUGAGAUGCACUGUCAGGUAUGUGUGUGCGCUGCUGAUGUUACACGAUGUCAAUCAUGCAGCGCGCCAGGAAUUUGACCGGCGUUUUAAAUCGGCAUAUUUUAGACUGACCGGCCGGUCGCAGGUCACGGCUGAUCACAUGAAAAUCGGCCCAAUUACGAGCACUGCCAAUUAAUCGGUGCAAGUCUGAUAAAAAGUACAAAGGAGGUUGGCGUUUUCUAACAUUGCCUGGUACAAAUAUUAAUUAUUUCAAAAUAAUAUAUCAAUAAACCUUAAUAAAACGAUAAAAGAGACUUAGAAGAGCCUCUCCACUAGUAGAUGUUGCUGCUGUCGGCGUGCUUGAUGAUUUUUUUCUAUCCACCCAUUAUGUAGAUAGUUGAAGAACUUAUGUAAGCAACGACAUAACUGUUUGAUUAGUGACUGUGGUGUGAUUACUGAAUUUAGACAGUAACAUGUUACAUUACUGCGUUACAAAGAAAUGUAAUGUGAUUGCAGUAACAGUACAAUGUGUUACCCCAACACUGAGGUUGCAGCCAACUGAAUAUCCCUCCCUUUCCAAGCGCGUAAAGAGCCUAUAGUGGCAUUGACAUGAAAACAUGAAAGGCUAAAUGCUACUACGGAAACAUUUCAGUACAACAUGGCGGUCGACAUGAAAGAGCACCCACUCCCUAAUAAGAUACAAAGGGCUAAUUCUAAGCUAAUAAAAACAGAAUGAUUCUUAGUUUCAGGUGAUACACUAAUGAAUAUUAUAUUUCACUUCUGCCAAUGGCUCCCCAUAAAUCCUACACGGUGCUCCUUUAAGGAAAAGUCCUGCAUUCAAAAUGUACUAAAUUAUUAAGUAUUUUAAGCAAAAUGCAUCCUUACUUACAGUAAUAUAUACUGAUCAUACAUUGUAUGUUAUGUUUUGAAUUAUUAUUACUUUAAAUAGGAUUGUUUAGUUGAUUUAGCAACUUUAAACUUACACCACUAAAGCCUGCAUUAUUACUUAGUCUUUGAAGAGAGACCCUGUGUAAAAUCUAGUUCUAAGACUUUAUGUUAGUUUACUGUGCUCACAUGGGACCAGGUCGUACUCCAGUGUAGGAGUACUCAUUGGUCCCUGGGUCUAAUGAAGGAGGGGAACAACACAGCCCCAAAACAGGUUAAUCCCCUUAACAGGUCAAUGCAGCCAUGCUGCUGGGGUAUUUCAACCCAUAAAAAUUCACCAUAUUUUAUAGAUCAUAUGUUUUGAAUGUAAAAUCUGGAUGUGCAAAGUAACUAUAGCUGUCAGAUCAAUGUAAAUGAGUAAAAUGUUGCUAAGUAGUUAAAUGUAAAUGUAAAAUGUAACAUCAAUGCAAAUACUCAAGUUUAAAGCAGCUGUGCGGAACUUUUUACCAUUAAUAAAACUGCCCCUAGUUCAUAUCACCCCCCGUUGAAUAUCCGCAUAUUUAUUUGAACCGACAAAAAAGCCUUUCUCUAUAUGGCUAUUUAGCGUGGCC
Epinephelus lanceolatus (giant grouper) is the source of this 2965-nucleotide messenger RNA. RefSeq names its product serine/threonine-protein kinase SBK1. The record is from RefSeq and is a predicted model, not a curated record. Gene Ontology annotation, biological process: protein phosphorylation. NCBI's taxonomy places the organism in Eukaryota, Metazoa, Chordata, Actinopteri, Perciformes, Serranidae. Gene Ontology annotation, molecular function: protein serine/threonine kinase activity; ATP binding.